AUGAGUCUGACUUCCUGGUUCCUGGUGAGCGGCGGGGGGACGCGUCAUCGUCUCCCAAGAGAGAUGAUCUUCGUGGGGAGGGAUGACUGCGAGCUCAUGCUGCAGUCCCGCAGCGUGGACAAACAGCACGCCGUCAUCAACUAUGAGCCGAAUACAGACGAACACAAAGUGAAGGACCUGGGCAGCUUAAAUGGGACAUUCGUCAACGAUGUCAGGAUACAGGAGCAAAUCUACGUCACACUGAAAACUGAUGACAAAUUGAGGUUUGGAUAUGAUACCAACCUGUUCACCGUGGUUCGGGGGGAGCUGCAUAUUCCGGAGGAGGCCCUCAAGCAUGAGAAGUUCAGCAGCCAGCUCCAGCUGAGCCAGAAGAAACCUCCAGAGGGGGAAUCGUCUAAAUCUGAGGUCAAAGCCCCCGGGCCGGCGGCAGCACCGGUGAGCGAGGGGGCCGCCGCCAAGCCCCCGGAGGCCGGCAGGGCGGAGGACAAGACUGCAGGGGACGUAGCGGUGUUGCACAGAGGCACGCCCCUCUAUGGCCAGCCUGCCUGGUGGGGAGAUGGAGACACUGAUGACCAGCAGCCUGGGAGGCCUGAGGAAAAGAGCUCAGAUCGGAAGAGAGAAAGAGCUGAAACAGACACCAAGAAAAUCACAGAGGUCCCAAAGUCUGCCCUGCAAACAGCUUCCAAUCAGGAGCCCAGCUACUUUGAGAUCCCAACCAAGGACGCUCCCCCAGCAGGUAAAACGAGUGCAGAAACCCCCUCACGGGAACCAGAGGCUGGUGCGGAGCCCACCCAUGGCCACGCCUCCUUCACCAUUGAAUUUGACCCUGGGGCGACAGGUAAAGUGACUGUCAAAGAUCGAGUGGCGAAGGUGGGACCAGAGACCAGGCCGCGUCCUAAAAGGGCUGUGGGGGAGGACCUGAGUCCACUUCAGACAGCCAUGGUAGCUGCGGAGGUGAAAGUUGCCGACUGGCUCGCUCAGAAUGAGCUGCCGUUGGCUCUGAAAGACACGGUUGCAGAGGAUGACGGGGAAAGUGUGAAGAGUGAUGUUCCUGUACAACUGAAGAGCCUUAAAGACAGUAAACAUGAGGACGGUACGCAGAGCGACUCAGAGAACGCCCUUGGAGAGCAGCGCCGGGCUGCAGCAAUGGAGGAACGCUCUUGGGGGCUUUGGGGCGGCGCAGGGAUGAAGAUCAGAGAGGGUCGUGCUAACGUACCAGAGGGGCUCUUCGCAGAGGAGGACAGUCCUGCUCGCCGCCGCAAGUCUUCCACCUCCAAAGUGGCAGGUGGUUUUGCGGAGAGGCGGCGUGGCUCGGCACCACACCAGCAGAGUGGUCGUGAUGAGUGCUAUCACCAUGGGGACGAUUAUAGUGAAAGAGGGACCUAUACCAUUGAGCUGGAGAAUGGAGAUCAUGAAGAGGAAGAGGCGAGGAAAAUGAUUGACAAGGUGUUUGGUGUGAAUGAGCAAGAGACUGUGUGUGUGUCCAGGUUGAGCAAUGCUGACCAAAGAGAGAGGCUCACCUCCCAGAGGUCUGGAACCGUAGACAGAGGGAAGCCUGGACGCAUGGAGACAGAGGCUCUACCUGAGGAACUGGUAGUGGGUGGUCCUCGCUGGGUCUCACAGUGGGCUACUCUGGCUGCAAGUCACAUCCGGACAGACCCUGAGGGAUCCGGAGGGGAGAGUCACAUCAUGGUCACAGAGGACAGAGCUGAAAUAAGUGAGUCCAGCCACUCAGCCUCUUUUGCCUCAUCUGGCUACACAGAGCGUAAGAGGAGAACCCUGCCACAGCUGCCUGGUGAGGAGGUCGUCCUAGGAAGGAGGACCCCAGGCUCAGGCCUGCGUGCAGAUAUGGGAGAGAAACAGGACACAGAGCUACAGGAAAAGGAGAACCAGGAGGAGAAGAUGGCCAGGGGAAAGAAUCGGCCUACUCACGGCACCGGAGGUGUAGGCGGUCAUGGCGGUAGCCCCAGCCGCUCUUCACCAGCCAAGUCGCAGGACAGUGGUGGCGGGAGAUCUGGCAAGUCAGAUAUGUUGGCCAAGCUCCCCCCUCGUCCACUGACCAGUGGGGAGAAAAAGAUGGAGGAGGCACGGAGGAGGAAAAAGGAAGAGGAGAAGGCUAGGGAAAGUAGUGGGAAACCGUUGGUGAGGCAGGAGAGUUUUACCGUGGAGAAGCCGAGCUCCAACGUGCCCAUUGAGCUCAUACCUCGUAUCGAUGGGGUGCCGCGCAGCAGAGCUCAGAGCAGGGAGACCGGCAUUGACAGCGCCACGAUUCAGAAAGACUCAGAAGCUGUGGCAGCUUUUCUAGAGACGACUGUAUCAGACCAAGGUGAUCCACCAAGUCAGUCCAUUGAAGGCUCCAUGUCACCAGAGUCAGACGUAGACACGACCAGCACGGUAAGCCAGGCUGAUGGAGUGAGAAAAGUCGUCCAGAAACGCCGGACUCUUGCAUCACAGCAGAAAGAGAGAACGGUGGUGUGCUCGUCCGGCAAAGGCCCCGCUGGCGCCCGAGAGACCCAGGACAGGAGGGUCAAGACCAGGGCAUCGGGUCCUCCGCAGCCCAGCCGCCCCUGGACUUCCCUGGACCUAACUGACGAUGACGUCAACUCCAACUCACUCCUCUCUGACUCCCAGCACACCUCCACACAGGAGUCUAGAAGCUCACAUGCCAGAGCUCAGACUGGGAGCACAACAGUGGGGGCUAGCACCAAGUCAAGUCGGGCUAAAAUCACCCAGGCCCCAGCCGCAUCUGCAGCCAAUAAAACCGCCAUUGUUCCCAAGCCCAGGCCCACCAGAGCUUCUCUGCUGAGGCGAGCCCGGCUGGGAGACUCAUCAGACACUGAACCUGCCGACCUUGACCGGAUGUCGGUAGCCUCUGAGGCCUCCACCACAAGCUCCACAUCCAGAACAGGGAUGGCAAGAAGGGGAAUGUCUAGGAUAGAGGCCCUGGCACAGCCAAGGAGGCCAAGGGUGGGUUCUCCAUCAGCCCAGAGUGACUCAGAGGCCACUGUGACAAGGAGUAGAGGUCUCGGGGCUCGGAGCGCUGCAGGUGAUUAUGCCAUCAGACAAGGACUGAGAGGUUCUACUGUCACAGCAGUGUCUGGACCCAGAGCUCGGGCAAACAGCGCCUCCAAGCUGCCUGACAAAAAUAAAGGCACCUCCUCCUAUGGACAUGUCACACCUGCAUCUGGCUCCCGAUGGCGGCGUGUGCCUGUGGAGUAUGCUUCCACCUCAGAGGACGAAUAUGGCUCAAACCGCCACGUAUCCAAGCAGGGCCACGGACGGCCGUUCCCCUCCACUCGGGUAGCCCAGCUGGGAGGUUCAGCCCCAGCCACUCCGAAUCCUGCAGGCCUGGCUGCCCUGAAGCAGCACUCCAGGGAACAGGAAGAGUAUAUGAGAGACUGGACAGCACACAGCGAGGAAAUAGCCAGGAUUAGCCAAGACCUAGCCAAAGACCUAGCCAUGCUUGCCAGAGAAAUUCAUGAUGUGGCAGGCGAGAUCGACUCAGUCAGCCCUGCAGCCACUGAUCCUGGAGCUCUGUUGGAGGAGCGUGUCUUUGAUGACGGCUUGGACCUCGGUGGUCCUACAGAGCACAGCAACACAGUGGGAAGCAAUGAGCGGCCUGUGGAGCUUCGCCCCCGAGGAUCUGGUGGACAGAGCUCCCGCUCCAUCCGCCGACAGACAUGGAAUAGAGAUGAUGCGGUGCUGGACAGUUUACUACUAGCAUCCGUCACUCAGCUCUCCACUAGGAUACGUCAGGCAGUCGACAAAACAACCUGCAAAAUCAGGAUCCUCUUCAAGGAUAAAGAACGAAAAUGGGAAGAGAUUGAGAACAAACUGCAGGCAGAGCAUGACUCCUUAUUGCUCAAGAGCUCCAAUAAGGAAAUUUCAAGCAUUAUUCAAGACCUGAAGAGAGUGGAAAGACAACUGCUCGUAAUCGACAUGAUGGUGGACCCAGACGGCACCCUGGAUGCCCUGUCUAAUCUGGGCCUGACCAGCCCUCUGACUGACCAGAAGAUCAGCCCUGGGACUCAGCAGGGGGCGUCAGUGUUGCACCCUGGAGCUGGAGCUUCCUCCAGGCCUGAAGGACUGGCCACUGAACCCUGUGGACCUUCAGACCAUGCAGAGGUGGUGGAGUGA
Molecule: messenger RNA, 4137 nt
Organism: Chelmon rostratus (copperband butterflyfish)
Lineage: Eukaryota; Metazoa; Chordata; Actinopteri; Chaetodontiformes; Chaetodontidae
Gene: cep170ab
Product: centrosomal protein 170Ab
Exons: 18
Coding region: 1-4137 (1378 amino acids)
Cellular component (GO): centriole
Molecular function (GO): protein binding
Source: RefSeq, a predicted model, not a curated record